Messenger RNA from Phascolarctos cinereus (koala), 4649 nucleotides. NCBI's taxonomy places the organism in Eukaryota, Metazoa, Chordata, Mammalia, Diprotodontia, Phascolarctidae. The record is from RefSeq and is a predicted model, not a curated record.
AUGGAAGCAGAGGCAGGCAAGAAUGCAAAGCAAGGCACUGGGAAGGCGGCCAGCAAAGCCAUUCGAGUUGCCUUGGUCAUCUUUAUCACUGGAACUGCUGUGCUUGGGACCCUGCUUUUCUUGGUUAGCCAAGGUUUUUUAAGUCUUCAAGCUAAACAGAAAUACUGCUUGACGCCAGAAUGCAUUGAAGUUGCGGCUGCCAUCUUGAGCAAAAUAAAUCAGUCUGUGGAUCCUUGUGAAAACUUUUUCCAGUUUGCUUGUGAUGGCUGGAUAAAUGAUAAUCCAAUUCCAGAAGAUAUGCCAAGCUAUGGAAUCUAUCCUUGGCUGAGACGCAACGUUGACCUGAAACUAAAGGCACUUCUGGAAAAAUCAAUAAGCAGAAGAAGGGACACUGAAGCCAUACAGAAGGCCAAAAUUCUUUAUGCAUCUUGCAUGAAUGAGAAAGCGAUAGAGAAAGCUGAUGCUAAGCCACUGUUACACAUAUUGAGGCACUCCCCUUUCCGCUGGCCUGUGUUAGAAUCUAACAUUGGUCCAGAAGGCGUGUGGUCAGAAAGGAAGUUCAGCCUCCUUCAGACCCUUGCGGUAUUCCGUGGACAAUACAGUAACUCUGUGUUCAUCCGUUUGUACGUUUCACCUGAUGACAGAGAAUCCAACAAACACAUAUUGAAGCUAGACCAAGCAACUCUCUCCUUAGCAGUGAGGGAAGAUUACCUUGAUAACAGCACAGAAGCUAAAGCUUACCGAGAUGCCCUUUACAGGUUCAUGGUGGAUACUUCAGUGCUUUUGGGUGCUAAUGUCUCUCGAGCUGAGCAUGACAUGAAAUCAGUACUCAGGUUGGAAAUUAAAAUAGCUGAGAUAAUGAUCCCCCAUGAAAAUCGAACCAGUGAAGCUAUGUACAAUAAAAUGAAUAUUUCUGAACUGAGUGACAUGAUACCCCAGUUUGACUGGCUCAGUUAUAUUCAAAAGGUCAUAGAUACGAAACUCUACCCUGACCUCAAGGACAUAGGCCCAUCAGAAAAUGUGGUGGUCCGAGUACCACAGUACUUUAAAGAUCUAUUCAGGAUACUAGGAUCCGAGAGGAAAAAGACCAUUGCCAACUAUUUGGUGUGGAGAAUGGUUUAUUCAAGAAUUUUAAACCUUAGCAGACGUUUUCAAUAUAGGUGGCUUGAAUUCUCUCGGGUAAUCCAAGGGACUACAAUUUUGUUACCUCAGUGGGACAAAUGUGUAAACUUCAUUGAAAGUGCUCUUCCUUAUGUUGCUGGAAAAAUGUUUGUGGAUGUUCACUUCCAAGAAGAUAAGAAGAAAAUGAUGGAGGAACUGAUCGAGGGAGUCCGCUGGGCCUUCAUUGACAUGCUGGACAAGGAAAAUGAGUGGAUGGAUGCAGGGACAAAGAGGAGAGCCAGAGAAAAGGCAAGAGCUGUUCUGGCAAAGGUUGGCUACCCCAAGUUUAUAAUGAAUGAUACUUAUGUUAAUGAAGACCUCAAAGCAAUGAAAUUUUCAGAAAGUGAUUAUUUCGGCAAUGUCCUGCAAACUCGCAAGUAUUUAGCACAAUCUGAUUUCUUCUGGCUAAGAAAAGAAGUUCCAAAAACAGAGUGGUUCACCAAUCCAACCACAGUCAAUGCCUUUUAUAGUGCGUCUACCAACCAGAUUAGGUUUCCGGCAGGGGAACUCCAAAAGCCUUUCUUCUGGGGAACAGCAUAUCCACGGUCUCUGAGUUAUGGUGCUAUAGGAGUCAUUGUUGGCCAUGAGUUUACCCAUGGAUUUGAUAAUAAUGGCAGAAAAUAUGAUAAGAAUGGAAACCUUGAUCCUUGGUGGUCUACUGACUCUGAAGAGAAGUUUAAAGAGAAAACAAAAUGUAUGGUUAGCCAGUAUAGCAGUUAUUAUUGGAAGAAAGCUGGAUUAAAUGUGAAAGGGAAGAGGACAUUGGGAGAAAAUAUUGCAGAUAAUGGAGGUUUGCGAGAAGCUUUUAGGGCCUAUAGGAAAUGGAUAAAUGAUAAGAGGCAAGGAGUGGAAGAAGAUCUCCUACCAGGCGUUAAAUUUACCAACAAUCAGCUCUUCUUUCUGAGUUAUGCUCAUGUGAGGUGCAACUCUUAUCGACCAGAAGCUGCAAGAGAACAAAUUCAGAUUGGUGCUCAUAGCCCUCCACAGUUUAGAGUUAAUGGUGCAGUGAGUAACUUCGAGGAAUUUCAGAAAGCUUUUAACUGUCCAGUCAAUUCAACAAUGAACAGAGGUACAGAGUCCUGCCGGCUUUGGUAGAUGGUCCUUUUCCCCAUCCCAUCCUGACAGGGUUCUACUGUGAGAAAAGCUGCAAGACUGAACUCUACCCUACCACUGCUUCUGACUUGUUUAUCUACAGAGAUGGGCUGUAUUUUGAUUGCAUCUUCAUAAUUUCAGUGCAUUGUGAAUCUAAUCACCCUCUGAUCAGGACUUUAGGACUGUUCAAAAUGAAAUUUAAAAAGAAAGAGAAGAGUAAAUGUCUUAAGGAAAAAAAAAAAUACAACCACCCCCAAACCCUGCUGUGGUUGUAGUGCUAUGAUAGAUUACUGCCAUUACCCAUUCUACUUCUUCAUUUGUUGUUAGCACAAGCUAAGUGAUACAGUACCAUUUUAAUCUAGUGCUUUGCAGGAGGGUGAAGCCAUAUGUGCCUAUAAAAACUUCAGUUUCUCUAGCCUGCAAGUCCCCAGGAUGAAGAUACCUUCCUGGUGGCUCAGGAGGCCUUGCUAUGCUGUAGGAUACAGCGUUUGAUGGUAUAUAGUCAUCAUUACGCAGCAUUUCCUAAAUAAUUGCUUACAAUGUAGGAGAGACUUCUGGGAUUUUGAUUUUCAAACCAAACUCUGACCUUCAACUUUGGAUAUUCUCAGGAUGGAAUAACAACUCAUGAGAUAGACUACCAUGUUAGAAGCAAUAGUAGCUAAAUAGAAAGGCCCUGCUCCUUGGUUUAAAAAAAAGAAAAAGGAAAACACUUGGAAUUUAUCACAGAAGUUGAGUCAGAAUGUAUACUGUGACACAGAAGGCAAAGUUAACCCAGAGACAUGGAGGCAGUAGGAAAAUCCAAAGGAGACCAGGUUUCCAAAUGAUUGUCUAGUGCCUCACCCUAUGACCUGAAGGCUGCGUUUCUGUGAUAAGAAAAGUCCUGGUUCCAAAAGCCUUGUUCUGCCCAGUUCUUGUCCAUCAAGUUAUUCUUAGAUGUUUUUUACUCCAAUUCUAGGAUUACUUUCUGAAAACAGAACAUGUCAAGAAAAUGUUUCCAAGUUCUCAUUUAGGGAUUUAGUCUUUAUUGAUUUCCAGCUCAGCAUCAUGAGGCCCUCACUGAUUGUAGGGAAAGCCAAAGCCCCUUACAUUUUUGUAAUUAUAAUCUCAUUCAUUUUCUCUUCCUCAUUAAAAAACAAAGACACUAAACAUAAAAGGAUGAUUCCUUGAUUCCUAUGUGUUUUGGAUAUAUCAAUUUAUUUCAAAGUUUCUUGUAAAAAUCAGUUUCUUUGCAGAGGAGCUUAGAGUAAAAAAGAAACAUGAUUUUGAAAUCUCAUCAUAUUUAAGUUGGGAUUUUAGCUUUAUUCAGAUUCUCUGUUAGCUGAAUCAUCUUCCUUUAGCCUGGGCAUGUCAAGGAUAAAAUCUUAGCUAUCUUAAAGGAGUUAACUCACUUGUCAUGUUCUUCUUAGUAUCCAUUUUCUACCUUAGUUCAUUGUAUGUGGGAUGAGGGAGAAUAGGGUUGAAAUGACAAAAGAGACAUUAAGAUCUCAAAAGAACAAUCAAAUCUUGAGAGUAAACACUGGGAGUAGUUUUGUUUGAUUCAUCUGAGGCAUUGUUAAUUGUUGUGAAGAUGAUAAACUGAAUACAUUUCAAUAUUAAUCUUUGGUUGAGACAUCCAUGGUACAUUGAUAUGUACUACCAAUUAUUAUGUACUUUGUUUUUUUGGGAACUGGGCAGUCAUGGGGCUGGAUUUGGGGAAGGAUUACUGUCAGAAGAAAAACCUUGACAUCAAACUGGGCAAGGAUUGCUGCAUUUUCCCACUUGAUUUUGCAAAUAGAUGUCCUGCUGAAGGAGGUCUACCUUUCUAUUUUAUCAGUCAUAGAUUCCAGUGUGACACUAGUUUAUUUUAUUCUUCAUUAUGAAACUGGGUUGGACUCAUGGUGCUGAUGAAUUCAUUUUCCUCAUCUGCUUCUGUUUAUGUACUUGAAUUACUCUUUGCUUUGACGGUGAAUUCGGAAUUUAAUACUAGUUUAGGAAUGCAUGGAGAGCACAUCUUAAUGGUGAUUUUCUCCAGGAUGCCUUUGAUUCAACCCUAAAUGAAUGUGCUCCUGCAGGUUUGAGAAAGUAUUUGAAUGAGAACAGUGAGAAUAAGAUACAUCAUUUCAUCUGCUUGUUAUAAGAUACUGAUGAUCACUUAUCUAGAAAGAUAGAGGCCAGAGGCUCACACAGUUUCUGAAAUGUGUGACUGCUUUUUCUAUAUUAAUUUUUGUUUUGUGGUACACUAUAUUGCAAGAUAUUUAUUUUGGCUAAUGUAAAACAAAUUCUAAGUGGGAUAAUUUCCCCAAUAACAUAAGACUUUAUAACAGCUCAUGUUUGUAUAAUACUUCAUAGUUUAUGUGGAGUAUUUUCCUCAUAACAAUGUUGUGAGGCAGGGUUAGUAUUAUUAUUUCUGUCUACUA